CGACUGUUAUUUCCAUCUCGACUGAUCGAAUUUACUUGUUCCGACUCCCUUUAAGGAUGGAACGUCUGGAACGAAGCCGGAACCAGGCGCAGUCAUUCGAAUCGGAGAGCGCUGGAUGACCCGGAAGAGAUUCUUCCUCCCGGAAGUCCAGCGUUCCCUGUCAGCGGCGACUGAGGGGAUGGCUGCCGAGCCUCGACCAAAGCAGCUCCAGUCUUUCCGCCCGGGCCGCUGACUCAACAAAGGGACCACCACCCGCCCACCCAGGGGAAAAGCCGCAGCCGAGUAUGGCGGAGUUAGUGGCUGGGGAGGGGCAGCCACGAGGCCGCACGCCCAGCCCGCUCCCAAUCUCGGGGCCGCCGAGCCCUCGCCCAGCUGCGGCCCCCGCCUGUCCCGCGCGGAGUCUGGAGCCUCCGCCGCCCGAGAAAGCCGCGGCGGGGAGCGGCGGCGGCUCCAAGUGGGUCCGGCUCAACGUGGGCGGCACUUACUUCGUGAGCACCCGCCAGACCCUCUGCCGCGAGCCCAAGUCGUUCCUCUGCCGCCUCUGCUGCCAAGAAGGGCCGGAAUUGGGCUCGGACAAGGAUGAAACAGGGGCAUAUCUCAUUGAUAGGGAUCCCACAUAUUUUGGUCCAAUCCUGAACUACCUCCGGCAUGGAAAACUCAUAAUAAACAAGGAAUUGGCAGAAGAAGGCGUCCUGGAAGAAGCUGAAUUUUACAACAUUGCAUCUCUAGUGAGGCUGGUGAAAGAGCGAAUACGAGACAACGAAAGCAGAACUUCUCAAGGACCUGUCAAGCAUGUUUACCGAGUUCUGCAGUGCCAAGAAGAAGAACUCACCCAGAUGGUGUCUACUAUGUCUGAUGGAUGGAAAUUUGAACAGUUAAUUAGUAUUGGAUCUUCAUACAACUAUGGAAAUGAAGAUCAGGCAGAAUUUCUCUGUGUUGUAUCGAGAGAGCUCAAUAAUUCUACCAACGGCAUUGUCAUAGAGCCUAGUGAGAAAGCAAAGAUUCUUCAGGAGCGAGGAUCACGGAUGUAAUCCAAGCAUCUAACUUUAAAACUCCCAGAUGUUAAAAGAGCAACUUAGCAGGGCAGAGCAUUUCUCCUGCAGUCCAACCUUGCUUUUGUACAGUAAUAAAACUAACACAAAGCAAAGCUGAGCCUGUCCUGCCAAUGGAGAAUUAAAUCCUGGUAAAAACCAAAGGCUCAUCCCACCCCAGUCACAGAAAGCUAAGAGAAAAGAAGAGAAUCUUCCAGCUGGAGAGCGCCUUUGCUUUUUUUUUCCUUGCUGUCUUGGCAUUGACACAUGUUUGGGGGAUAUAUAUAUAUAUUUAUAUUUAUAUCAUCACAGGCCUGGAUAAAGAGCAGACUUUUGGUUUCACACUGCUAUUUCUAAUGCUUCAGUUAGAAAAACUGUCCUAGUUAGAGUCAUUCAGGUCCAGGGAAAAUAGCUUUGAAAAUGAAUAAUUAAAUAUUUUUUCUUCCAUUUUCAUUCACCGAUCUUUUUUUAAAAAAAUAUGUUACUAGUU
This is a messenger RNA of Pseudonaja textilis, 1521 nucleotides long. It is a transcript of the gene KCTD2, whose product is annotated as potassium channel tetramerization domain containing 2. Lineage: Eukaryota; Metazoa; Chordata; Lepidosauria; Squamata; Elapidae. Gene Ontology annotation, molecular function: cullin family protein binding. The record is from RefSeq and is a predicted model, not a curated record. Gene Ontology annotation, cellular component: Cul3-RING ubiquitin ligase complex; cytoplasm. Gene Ontology annotation, biological process: proteasome-mediated ubiquitin-dependent protein catabolic process; protein homooligomerization.